AUGAUCAAUGGCACUCUGAAGGAAGACAUCUCUUCAAACGCAACCGUCCGCGUCCAUCUCGCCAAAAAUGGAAGCAAGUACGAGCCCCUCGACUUCAAAUGGAACUUCUGCCAUCCACUCGAAGAAGUCAGGCAAGAAGACGGCCCUCGAUGUCCUCCAAAGAAAGGCGGCGUCGAGAUUACGGCGCACGCUUUCGUGUGGUUCGUUUCGGAAGGCAACGUUCUAGAGACUACGAUUGAGGCUUUGACGCCGGGGAAUGAGACGAUUGCUUGUCUCUAUGGAGAGUUGGACGUGGUGAGAUGA
Zasmidium cellare ATCC 36951 is the source of this 303-nucleotide messenger RNA. RefSeq lists its product as uncharacterized. The record is from RefSeq and is a predicted model, not a curated record. Bases 1 to 303 code for a protein of 100 amino acids. NCBI's taxonomy places the organism in Eukaryota, Fungi, Ascomycota, Dothideomycetes, Mycosphaerellales, Mycosphaerellaceae. The transcript has a single exon.